CGCCCCCUCACUGCGCAGGCGCACUCGCUCCCUGAGGCCAUGGACUGUGCCAGCACCUGGGCCAAGCUGUGGGCUCCGUCUAGCACAAAGGGAUAGCUUGGAGAUGGCGGCGGCCGAGGAGGUAUCGCCGGAGCCCGCGGCCUCAGAGCAGCCAGUGGAGCUGCCGGCCUCGGUUCGCGCGAGCAUCGAGCGGAAGCGGCAGCGGGCGCUGAUGCUGCGCCAGGCCCGGCUAGCGGCCCGGCCCUACCCGGCGACGGCGGCUGCGGCUACUGGAGGCAUGACAAAUGUGAAAGUGGCCCCCAAAAUAAUUGACACAGAAGGGGGCUUUAUUUUGGAAGAGGAGGAAGAAGAAGAACAUAAAAUUGGAAACAUUGUUCAUCAACCAGGACCAGUUAUGGAAUUUGAUUAUACAAUAUGUGAAGAAUGUGGGAAAGAAUUUAUGGAUUCCUAUCUUAUGAAUCACUUUGAUUUGGCAACUUGUGAUAACUGCAGAGAUCCUGAUGAGAAACAUAAGCUUAUUACCAAAACAGAAGCAAAGCAAGAAUACCUUCUAAAAGAUUGUGAUCUAGAAAAAAGAGAACCAGCUCUUAAGUUUAUUGUGAAGAAGAAUCCUCAUCAUUCACAGUGGGGAGAUAUGAAACUCUACUUAAAACUACAGAUUGUGAAGCGGUCUCUUGAAGUUUGGGGUAGUCAGGAAGCACUAGAAGAAGCAAAGGAAGUGAGGCAAGAAAACCGAGAAAAAAUGAAACAGAAGAAGUUUGAUAAAAAAGUAAAAGAAUUGCGACGAGCGGUGAGAAGCAGUGUGUGGAAAAGAGAAACAAUUGCUCAUCAACAUGAGUAUGGGCCAGAGGAAAAUUUAGAAGAUGACAUGUACCGCAAGACUUGUACUGUGUGCGGCCAUGAGUUGACAUAUGAAAAAAUGUGAUUUUUAGUUCAAUCAAUUUUGAAACAAAUUUUUAUAUUUAAAUAAAGGAAAUUUAGAUUGGCCCUGUUCAAAACUACCACAAUGUAAGUAAUGCUUCAGUAGUAACUGUGGAUAUGGCUCAAGAGCAAAUUUCUGUUGCAGUCCAGCUGGCCUGGUUAGGCAGAAUGUCAGGUCUCUGGGAGCUGAAUGGAAGGUAGAUUCAAAAGUAGCGGAGCUACAAAUUAAGGAGUAAGAGACCAAAAUAAAUCCCAGACUGGGGCAGGAGGAAGAACUUUCAAUAAAGGUCAAAGCUGA
Messenger RNA from Chinchilla lanigera (long-tailed chinchilla), 1219 nucleotides. RefSeq names its product xeroderma pigmentosum, complementation group A (gene Xpa). The transcript is spliced from 6 exons. The coding region runs from base 104 to 925 and encodes 273 amino acids. Gene Ontology annotation, cellular component: nucleotide-excision repair factor 1 complex. Gene Ontology annotation, molecular function: damaged DNA binding. Gene Ontology annotation, biological process: base-excision repair; nucleotide-excision repair, DNA damage recognition; UV-damage excision repair. The record is from RefSeq and is a predicted model, not a curated record. NCBI's taxonomy places the organism in Eukaryota, Metazoa, Chordata, Mammalia, Rodentia, Chinchillidae.